AUGGCUGCUUCCACUUCCCACGUGAUGUACCUGAUCCUGCGGAGAGAUCUCACAACUGCCCUUCAGUGGCCACUUGGCGCCGUCUGCACCCAAGCCGCCCACGCCGCCAGUGCUUCUAUCUGGUUAUUUAGGUAAAUCUUAUAGAUUUGAUGAGUUAGAAAAUAUUGAAGCUUGUAUAGAAGUUGAGUAUGGAAUCUUGUACAGCUCUUGCAUCCUUUUCAUAUUUUACACGGUUUAUCAAUUUCUGAAGUUAUAACCUUUGGUAUAUUUUUGCCGUUUUGAAGUUUUCAUUGUUUCAUAUGGCUUUUGAUCUUUUCUGCUAGCCUGAAUCAUCAAUUUAUAAUGCUAACCAUUCCUGUAGCAUUUAUUUCACAAUUUUUACUCAGAAAAUUUCAAUUUUAUUCUUAAAAUAAUCUUUCUGAAUUUUUCUGAUAUUGUUUUUUCAAAUGAUUUCGAUUUUGUAUUUUCAGUUUUUUUAAAUAAAAUUCUAAUUUUAAGGGAUGAUCCGAAUACGAUAGCCUACACUGCCGACCUCGACCACAUGCACAAAGUCACGCUCGGAGUUUGUUUUUUCAAGCCAGAAUAUCAAAAUCUGUUUUUUUUUCAGGUCGAUUCAGAAGAAGAGAUUCGGAAAGUGGAGAGCAAACUGGUGGAAAGGAAGAUUGAUCACAAGGUUUUAUUUUCUUUAUUUUUGGAGUAUCCUUUCGACUUUUGAAGGUUUGGAUCGAAGACGGCUUUCCAGUGUGCAUCGCAUUGAAGCCAUACCCUAAGGACGAGGUCAAAAACGCUGUUCGAGGCUUGAAACUUUUUUGAACCUUAAUUUAUGUUUUAUUUUUUUGUUACGGGAUUCGGACAGAAUAAAUGGUAUACUCUUGGCUUCCUUGGGAAAAGAACUUUUUUUAGAUCAGAUAUAAUUAUAAAAAAAUAGUCUUUUGGAUCGCCCCGUAAACAGUAGUAACUUCACUUUUUUUAUUCUAAAAUGUUUCAUAAGAUUAUAUUUUCUCGAAAAAAAUUUUUCGCUAGAUUUAAGAAGGUUUAGGACAUUCAAUUAGAAAAAUCGAAAGUUUUCAGAAAUUAAUAAUUUGAUCCAAGAAGAGUAUAUUAACUUUUUGUUCUGCAGAAAAAGAGAUUGGCGGUACCAGUUUUGAAAAGUCAAUUUUUUUAAGGUAAUUUUUGGAUUUUUUACGCCGCUCAAAAUUUUAUUGCUUCCAUUUUUCAAGCUAAAGUGAAGUUUUAGUUUUCCUGGAUUAGAAAGUGCUAUGUUUCUGAAAAUUUCUUUAUGGAAGCAUAUAAUUCGAAAAAUUCAGACAGAAAAAAAAUAACCGAUUAGUUAAAUAAUUUUUGACAAUUUCAAUUCAGAAGUUCAUAUGUUGCAGUACAAAAUUUGAACGCUCAUCUGCGCUCCAUAGGCAGUCCACAAUGGUUUUCCUCGAACCUCGUUAACUUGAACCGGACGUUCUCAGAACUUAUAUUCAUCGGUUGAGAGCCGCUAUAGCGAUCACUAGAGAUAAUCGGCAUAUUUAAAACUUUUUUUUUAGUAAAUCUAUGAAAAAAGAUGAUCGUUGAAAAAGGAAAAAAUGUCAGCUCAGAACUAUUCUAGACUUGAUUAAAAUUGGGAAGAAAAAGUCAAAGUAAGACAUUUGAUUGGAUGGUCACAAGAGGGCGACAUCUGCUGGGAGGAACAUUUGUUUACAUUGGAGUUGGUUUCGAAAUUGUUGUGGGAAAGGAAGCUGAUUGGCGAACACCUGGGAGACUAGGGCCAGCGGCGGGCUCCGAAUGCGCAAAAGGCUGGGGAAGAGCCGUGGGUCGCAUCUGGAGUUAAUCGUUCAUUGUGUUUUCUCAACCACAGCUGUCAAUUCGGUCUCCCUUUUCGAAUUUCCACACACAUACACAGACGCGUCCCGCGUGCUUCUACUCUAAUCCAGAAGCUCCGCACUUUUUUUUUCCGUUCCUCGCCGGCUGGGCCAAACUGGAGGAGUCACGAUAAACUUUCGUCUUUCUCAUGACUUUCUGAAACGAAGGGUCAGAUGAGCUCUUUUUUCUUCCUCAUAUAUUCCUUUCAUAAUCCAGCUCCAUUUUUUUAUUCUUGAAAAACUGUUCGUUAUCCAUUCACGCCUGUCGCAUUCAUAAUGGCUCAAGUAAACAGUUCACUGAUUGUACUUUGCGACUUCAAAUGUAAGAUCACUGAUAAGGAAGGUCAUUUUUCUUUGCGGUUUGGACUUUUCUGAAAUUUUGCUAGAAAACUGUACCAGAAGAAGAUAUCGAGACUCUCCACCUGCACAACUUCUUGUUUUUCGAGAGAACUUGCAAAUCCGUUAAAAUAGGCUAUUUCGGGGCUUCAAGCCCUUAUUUCUCGAAAAACAGGUAGUUGUACAGGUUGAGACAAUCAGGACCUUCAUUAGGUACAUCAAGAAGGGUUCUGGCCAGGUUUCCGGAAAUUCCCAGCAACAAAGGGAAACGACCUACCUUGUGAAAAAAGCAUUUUCAUCGUAAAUUGAAGCGAGGCUCUGAAAUGAUUUCGAGAAGGGUAUGCCAUUUUUCCAGUCAGUUGAACUUGGGUGUUUUCCUUAGCGUAGAAAUUCAUGUUUUUCUCUCCGAUUGCGCGAAAAAGAGACUGCAAAAGAUGGUAAAAACGUAAUCAAAACGGCUGGGCAAGCUGAGUCGCCGAAAGCACCUGUCAUGUUCAGCUGUUGAGUGGCAACGCCACACUUACACAGCCGCACGUCCCCGGGUUCUCGCCUUCCGAAGUCGGUUCUGAGGAACGUCGGUCCGAUUACUGUCCCUCUGGGUUCCUUGGCAGGCAAAUCCGCAGACGCUGA
Caenorhabditis auriculariae is the source of this 2819-nucleotide messenger RNA. The record is from the annotation of a GenBank genome assembly. NCBI's taxonomy places the organism in Eukaryota, Metazoa, Nematoda, Chromadorea, Rhabditida, Rhabditidae.